AUGGCCACCAAGCUGCAUAGAUCCAUCCUUGCGUACUCUUUGUGCCUCAUGAUCCUCUCCCUUGGCCCCGACCAUGUAGCUCUCUGCACUGCGCAGGCGCAGUCGUUCGUCUACUCCGGCUUCCGGGGAGCAGAUAUCACCCUCGACGGCUCCGCCAUGGUCCAACCCGGCGGACUCCUCCAGCUGACCAACAGCUCCGACAUCAUAGGCUACGCGUUCCACCGGGCUCCCUUGCGCUUCCGUCACGGCGCCGGCGGCACGGUGCGAUCCUUCUCGCUCUCCUUCGUGUUUGCCGUCCAGUCCGAGUUCGACAAGGAGAGCAGCGGCGGCAUGGCCUUCUUCGUCGCCCCCGGCAGGAACUUCUCCGGCGCCAUGCCAGGCAGUUUCCUAGGCCUCUUCAACGCCUCGACCAACGGCCGCCCCGACAACCGCAUCUUCGUGGCCGAGCUCGACACCUUUGGCAACGGGGAGUUCAAGGACAUAGACAGCAACCAUGUCGGCAUCGACGUCAACGGGCUAAUCUCCGUUGAAGCCCACACGGCUGGUUUCUAUGAUCACAAGACUGGUAGCUUCACAAACUUAUCUCUGAAUAGUGGAGAUCCGAUGCAACUGUGGGUCGAUUAUGAUGCACAGAUCACACAGGUCGUGUCGACCUUGGCUCCCCUCGGCGCUGCCAAACCUCGCAGGCCAUUGUUUACAGCCACCACCAACCUCUCCGAUGUGCUCGAGGACCCAUCUUUUGUUGGCUUCUCGGGUGCAUCCGGCUCACUCAGCACGCUCUACUCCGUGCUUGGUUGGAGCUUUGGCCUGGAUGGCCCUGCCCCGGCAAUCAACAUCACAAAUUUGCCCAAGUUGUUCCGUGGUCGUCAGGAGGUUCGAUCUAAAGUCUUGCAGAUCGUCCUUCCGAUUGCCACCGCAGUGUUCAUCGCGGCCGUGGGAACCGCCAUCACCCUUCUCGUACGAAGGCAUCGGAGGUAUGCCGAGCUACGGGAGGAUUGGGAGGUGGAGUUCGGGCCACAUCGCUUCUCGUACAAGGACCUGUACCAUGCGACGGAAGGAUUCAAGAACAAGAACCUCCUAGGCGAAGGAGGCUUUGGGAAAGUAUACAAAGGAGUACUCCCGGUAUCCAACUUGGAGGUAGCCGUGAAGAAAGUGUCCCAUGAGUCAAGGCAGGGGAUGAAGGAGUUCAUCGCCGAGGUCGUAAGUAUUGGUCGCCUUCGACACCGCUACCUAGUGCAGUUGCUUGGUUAUUGCCGGCGUGAACAUGAGCUCAUUCUGGUGUAUGAGUACAUGCCGAAUGGCAGUCUUGAUAAGUACCUGCAUUGUGGAGAGGACAAGCCGACACUUGACUGGACCCAGAGGUUUGGGAUCAUCAAUGGGAUAGCAUGUGGCUUGUGGUAUCUACACGAGAAAUGGGAAAAGGUUGUCAUACAUAGAGACAUAAAAGCAAGCAAUGUGCUCCUUGAUGGUGAAAUGAAUGGACGGCUCGGUGAUUUUGGCCUGGCAAGGUUAUAUGAUCAUGGUACCGACCUACAAACCACACAUGUGGUUGGCACCAUGGGUUAUCUAGCCCCAGAGUUGCUACGCUCGGGCAAGGCUUCUCCUCUUACAGAUGUUUUUGCCUUCGGCACAUUCCUUCUUGAGGUAGCAUGUGGACAGAGACCCAUUAAGCAAGACUCCAAAGACGAACACAUCAUGCUGGUGGAUUGGGUACGCGAGCAUUGUCACAAUGGAACCCUCUUGCAAACUGUGGACACAAGGCUUCAUGGUAACUAUGACAAGGACAAGGCCAGCAUGGUGUUGAAGCUAGGGCUCUUGUGCUUGCAUCCGUUGCCCAGUGCGAGGCCUAGCAUGAAGCAAGUCAUGGAGUACCUCGACGGAGAGACCGCACUGCCGGAGAUGGCACCCACACAUAUCAACAACGUCAAUAUGAUGCAAAUCAGAGGAUUUCCCGACCUAACGACGAGCAUCGGCACAUUCUCUGGUCUCUCAGGGGGGCGAUGAUGACCUAGGAUGUUUGUGUUGUUUAAUAUAAUUCUGAUUUAUUAACGUGUACUUGCAUAUGAAGGAACGGUGGUGUAUGUUAUAUCUGAGUGCUUGUAUGGAAAAUAAAUUAGUAGACUUAGUAUGAUGCCCCCAGGGAAUAUGUAGCAAUCAAG
Messenger RNA from Triticum dicoccoides, 2159 nucleotides. RefSeq names its product L-type lectin-domain containing receptor kinase SIT2-like. The transcript has a single exon. The record is from RefSeq and is a predicted model, not a curated record. Bases 1 to 2004 code for a protein of 667 amino acids. Gene Ontology annotation, molecular function: carbohydrate binding; ATP binding; protein kinase activity. Gene Ontology annotation, biological process: protein phosphorylation. Lineage: Eukaryota; Viridiplantae; Streptophyta; Magnoliopsida; Poales; Poaceae.